Entamoeba dispar SAW760 is the source of this 390-nucleotide messenger RNA. RefSeq lists its product as uncharacterized. Bases 1 to 390 code for a protein of 129 amino acids. NCBI's taxonomy places the organism in Eukaryota, Evosea, Mastigamoebida, Endamoebidae. The record is from RefSeq and is a predicted model, not a curated record. The transcript has a single exon.
AUGAGCUUUGCAACAAGUAGUAUUUUAUCUGAACCAAUUCAAUUUCAAAGAAAAAAAGAAGGCUUUCAAAAGACCCAAAACGAAAAUCAAAAAUUCUCAUGUGUAUCACACUCUUCAUUAGGACCAAUGACACCUAAGAAAAAACCAGGAUCCUUACUUCAUUACCAACACAAAUUCAAUACUACUGUUUAUUGUAAUCCAAUAACUUCUAAGAAGGACAAAACAACUAAAGAAAAUAAUUAUCCAGCUGAUUUAGAUGAUGAAGACCUUGAAAUUUUAGAUAUUUUAUUAGCUAUUGACUCAAAAGAAAGUGAAGAUACAUAUUUAGAUGAUUAUGAACGCUGUAAAAAUCCAGGUAUGUGCCUAUCAUUAUUUUCAUUUAGUCAUUAA